Molecule: messenger RNA, 3769 nt
Organism: Bursaphelenchus xylophilus (pine wood nematode)
Lineage: Eukaryota; Metazoa; Nematoda; Chromadorea; Rhabditida; Aphelenchoididae
Source: the annotation of a GenBank genome assembly
AUGCAGUUCUGGCAAUUAAAGGUGCGUUCUAUUUUGGAAGAGGGAGGAGGCGGUGUUCGCGCUGAGCUGGUCGUCUCCAGAUAUCCCACUUUGUCCGUGUUGAAACCCGGGCCCGGAUCCGGCUCAUGUGUUUUAUAUCACCCCUCUGUGUUUGUGCGUUCACUAAUCCCCUAUUUCCUCUCAGGCUAUGCGCAAUGCCACACACGGACUGGUUCCGCCGACGUUCAUGGGGGCCAUUGCUCUUCUGGAUCAGCAGAACCGGACUGCUCCACCGGACCCGGAGUGGCGGCAUCCCUUGAUGGGCGUGUUGUUGGCCGGGCUUUGUCUGUUGACAGUCUCGGGUAACGUCCUUGUUGUGGUGGCAGUGUGCACCAAGAAAUACCUCCGGAAUCCUACAGGUUAUUUGAUUGUGUCAUUAGCUUUUGCCGAUCUCGUAGUAGGCAUGGUCGUGAUGCCCUUGAACAGUUUGUUUGAGAUGACCCGACAUGUUUGGCUAUUAGGUGAGUGGUCUGAUUUAAUGUCACCCAUUAACACAUUCAAGGUCUCACCAUGUGCGAUAUUUUUCAUGCUCUCGAUAUCUUGGCAUCGACCAGUUCUAUUUGGAAUCUCUGUGUCAUCAGUCUAGACAGGUACAUGGCUGGCCAAGAUCCCAUCGGAUACAGAGACAAGGUUUCCAAGAGACGGAUUCUAAUCGCCAUUGUUUUUGUAUGGGUAAUGUCUGCCUGUAAGUUAAAAUUCCACUUCAAAAUUUAAAUGGAGAAUUAGGAUUUUUUAGGAUUUUGUUCACAAUACAAAAAGAAAAUUUUAAAAUCUGUACACAAAAGCAUUACAGGUCUUGCUUUUCCGGCGAUAAUCUGGUGGCGCAAGACCUCCCCGCAUCUCUACAAGGACCAAUAUCAAUGUGUUUUCACCGAUAACUGGAUCUACGUCGCUUUCUCGUCCCUCGUUUCCUUUUACAUUCCAAUGAUAUUAAUCCUCUUCGCUUAUGGACGUGUGUUUUUGAUUGCUACAAGACAUUCCAGGCAAAUGAAAGACGGGGUUAAGAAGGUGAGAUUACCUUGAAUAAAUAAAGGCGGUUCUCUAUUUCACGCAUAGACAGCACUGUAGAUUUCUUUUCUGAGCAUGAGAAAAGAACACAUUUAAAAUCUUUUAGGAAAACAUGAAUUGCGCUAUCAUCAUGUAUAAUAGAAAAAUUUAACAAAUCUCGAUUGUGCCCCCUGUGUUUUUUUAAAAUAAAGAGCAUACAGAAAAACACAAAAAAGUCAAAUAAUUUUCUUGCUAAUUCCACACUCACAUUUCCUCAAGCUCCCCAGAAACACCAAUUAAGGGUGGUUAAUUGUUUAAUUCCAGGUAAAAAACAAGAAUUGGCGACCCGGUUUUGACGACACGGCCGCUCAACUCCGCAUUCAUUUCGGCCGCGCCCGACCCAAAACAUCGGCGAUCGCUAAUGUGAUUCUGGCGGCAAACGGAGCUGCCGUGAACACGCAACGGAUCCAACAGAAGGAAGAGGGAAGCCGGGUUAUCCUCUCCCGUUCCGAGAAUAGUCCCUCUAUACAGAAAACAGUAAGUCGUUGACAAACCGGGUAAUCUAAUUGCCCAGGCGUCUGAAAGGAGCUCCAGCUCUCAAGGGGAAAUCGAAAGGACCAAGUCCUCGGAAAGUUGCGUUAAAGCGGCCGAGAGCGUUCCAAAGACCUUGUACCGCCAUAUAAAUAAGUCUAAUUCGACAGUCGGAACGACUCGAAGAGAGAAUGAUGCAGAUAUGAUUGGAAUCAACAACAUGAAGAAAGAAGCCUCCAUGGUUGUUCUUAAUAAGGUUAGUGCUUGAAAAAAAUUCGUUUAGGUAAGAGCGAAGAAACAGAACUUUCAGAGAGAAAGUAAAAGUUUUUCUGAAUUUGCUCUCCCAGUUUUGAGUUUGGGUGGGAAAAGUGACUGAUAGCACGGAGGACUGAUCUUUCACCAGCCCAGAAAAACGAAGAAUCCUCCAAAAUAGGCUCCGUCUUAAAGUGAAUUCUUGUUAUGGGAAGUAGCCUUAGGCCCAAACUCGACUUUGGGGAGUGAAAAAAUCAUAACAUCUCAAAGUCAAUAAUGAUGAGUAAAAAGUGGUUUUUAAACCACGAGCAAUAAAAAUCUUCAAUUUUUUCAAUUUACAUACUUUUCAAAACAAGUAUUCAGAAAAAAUUUCAAUUUUUUCCGGAAGUCUUGUAUCCUCACUCAUCCUCUCUAACAUGUAUUCCUGACCAUCCUUUAGCUCCGUUGUUAAUCGGGCUACACGUUCCAAAAUUUAACUGCCAAUUUUCGCUUCACUGGUCAGUGCAAUUUUUUGGAUCUUUUCCAGAAAUUAAGGGAAAAAAAUUCUGAUCACCUAGGUAAAUUAUUCGAAACUGCUGAUAAAUCUUGGCCACGGGCUAAAACUGCUCUAUACGACUGCUAGAGGUGGGCUAGAAGGACAACGAGCGCACCGCGGUGCACCGCUUCACGUAAUUGAUCACAUGUAGUCAGUUUCCGUUCAUCACAUCGAAAACAAAAAAAUCGGCGUUGCCCUCGAUGGCUGAUCAUAAUUCUCGGGAAGACAUACGAAAAAAAUUCGCGGAAAAUUCUGGCUGCAAUGACUAGUGUACAUGACAAGUUUCAAAGUGAUGGAGUUAUUUUCAUUUGAGAUAUGGGUUGUCAAAAAUUUAGGUCCGGGGACAUAUAUGCAUGCAUAAUAUUAUGAUUACUUCUGAGUUGGACGUGCUUUGGAUUACAAAAAUUUUACAUAAAUCAGAACGGUAUUAUAAGUUGAAAUGAUCUUUAGAACGCAGACGUCAAAACCUGCCUUCUGGCGCAACAAAUGGCGAAGGACAAGAAGAAAACCGGGAUGCGUGAGAAGUCGAGACAGAUGAUGAAGUACGUUCAUGAACAACGGGCCGCCCGGACCUUAUCUAUCAUUGUCGGGGCAUUUAUCUUGUGCUGGCUGCCCUUCUUCAUUGUUUCACCGUUCAUAGCUGUAUGCCCAUCUGUAAGUUGUCAAUUUUAGCCAUAAUCCCUACUUUCAAUGGAGAACCACGUCAGAAAAUGGCAUAUAUAUAAGCCGAGCCAUUUCUAAAUAUUUGUAUGCCCAGAAAAUGUGUCACGACGUUUAAAAUUCUUUGCCAGUGCACGUCGAUAAUGCGUAGUUGAAGCUUUUUCCUGACCAAUGUUUAAUCAAUAUGGCGUCUUGUCGAUACGCUGUAGCGCGCUAUGUAGAAAACCGUUUUCAUAAGUUUCGAUAUUCAUUUGUAUUCAUAAUUGUUCAAAAAAAACGAUAUAACGAGGUUAAUUAGUCCAAAGUUAAAAGUUGUCUGACGCAACGUUGCGCAAUCUCUCUUUAUCAAAUUUCUGCCUUUCUCUGCCGCCUUCCCAUCCCCUCCUCUUUUUUUGUAAACUUUUCACAUUGGAGAUGACUUCACGCACCGAAGUCAUCUAUAGGUUGGCUCAUGGGUCCUCCAGUGUUUAGAUUGGAAUACCCUAAAAACUGAACAGUAAUAAAAUCGUUUUUCAGUGUGUUGGGAACCACGAAUUGAUCUUCUCCUUGAUCACUUGGGCUGGUCACAUCAACUCAAUGCUAAAUCCAUUGAUCUAUUCCCGGUUCUCGAGGGAUUUCCGUAAAGCUUUCAAGCAGAUUCUCACCUGUCAACGCGAAAAGCCGACCAGGAAGGCGAUAAAAACACCUCUGAACAUUGUCUUUGCCCAGUUGGUGUCGAUAACUCAGCUCUGGGAACAGCCCCCUGAAAGUGCUCUCUCAUCAUGA